This is a messenger RNA of Gymnodraco acuticeps, 1276 nucleotides long. Its product is annotated as phosphatidylinositol-binding clathrin assembly protein-like. Gene Ontology annotation, cellular component: clathrin-coated pit; synaptic vesicle; extrinsic component of presynaptic endocytic zone membrane. The record is from RefSeq and is a predicted model, not a curated record. Gene Ontology annotation, molecular function: clathrin heavy chain binding; phosphatidylinositol-4,5-bisphosphate binding; 1-phosphatidylinositol binding. Gene Ontology annotation, biological process: clathrin-dependent endocytosis; clathrin coat assembly; synaptic vesicle budding from presynaptic endocytic zone membrane. Lineage: Eukaryota; Metazoa; Chordata; Actinopteri; Perciformes; Bathydraconidae.
GGUUAUGACGCUGACGAGGCGCAGACGGACCCGGUGGAAUCAAGGGAUUUAAUUCAGUGCACAAAUGAGAUGAAUGUGAACAUCCCUCAGCUGGCUGACACCCUGUUCGAGAGGACCACCAACACCAGCUGGGUUGUGGUGUUCAAGUCCCUCACCGCCACACACCAUCUGAUGGUCUACGGCAAUGAGAGAUUUAUACAGUAUCUGGCUUCAAGGAACACACUGUUCAACCUCAGCAAUUUUCUGGACAAAAGUGGCCUACAAGGAUAUGAUAUGUCGACGUUCAUCAGGAGGUAUAGCCGCUACCUGAACGAGAAGGCUGUGUCCUACAGACAAGUCGCUUUUGACUUCACUAAAGUGAAAAGAGGGUCCGAUGGCGUGAUGAGAACCAUGAACACAGAGAAACUCCUCAAGACCAUCCCAAUAAUCCAGAACCAGAUGGAUGUGUUACUCGAUUUCAACGUCAAUGCCAAUGAACUGACAAAUGGUGUUAUCAACGCAGCCUUCAUGCUUCUGUUCAAAGAUGCCAUCCGUCUGUUUGCAGCGUACAAUGAAGGCAUCAUCAACCUCCUGGAGAAAUACUUUGACAUCAAGAAAGUCCAGUGCAAAGAAGCACUUGACAUCUACAAAAAAUUCCUCACACGAAUGACUAGAAUCUCAGAGUUCCUUAAAGUAGCAGAGCAAGUCGGGAUUGAUCGAGGGGACAUACCAGAUCUGUCUCAGUUUACAGUUGUUGCCCCCAGCAGCCUGCUUGAUGCUCUGGAGCAGCACUUGGCCUCUCUAGAGGGAAAGAAAGUGAAGGACUCGACAGCAGCCAGCAGGGCUAGCACACUCUCCAAUGCCGUCUCCUCCCUGGCCAACACCGGCAUAUCUUUCACCAGAGCGGACGAGAGGGAGAAGCAGGCCGCCCUGGACCAAGAGCAGAGUCGCCUUCAAGCACUCAAAGAGCAGCGGCUGAAGGAGCUUAAAAAAAAACCUGCGGCAGCAACCACAGACUCCUCCCCCGUCUUUGAGGAGGGCGGGACCAUCAACUCAGCCCCUACAAUCGACCUCUUUACCACCCCCAGCUCCAACAACAGCAUCUCCAAGGCAGCUAUUGAACUGCUCGACCUGCAGCCAGCGUUCCAGCCUUCACUGCCUCUCUCCACCGCCAGCUCCUGGGGAGGGUUUACAGCCUCCCCAACAGCCCAGCAGCAACAGAACCCUCAGGGCCUUAACGUGGACUUUGACUCCGUGUUUGGCAACAACACUAUUGCUAACGACCUGGAUUCUACAG